AUGGAUGAACUGCGAUACCCUCCACCUUCCGUCUCAAUGAAUAAAGACUAUGAAGGACAGACUCUAGACCCGAUUCACAAUCAGGAGGAUGCGGAAGAAACUCCUCAAGAUCAGCCAGAUGCAGAAAUCGAGCAUGAGGAGCACGAACCUCCAAAGAAGACCCAAACUCGCGCAGUCUGGGUUCCUAUUGCUGAACACAAUCGAAUCACAAGAAACCAAGCAAAGGCUGAUGCUAUACCUCAAAAUGCCAUGUACACAAAAAAAGAACAGGAAUCUCAAGACAAAGAAUUCCAAAACGCAUUUUUCACAGGAACAGAACAUAACACACAAAAUGCAGAAGAAGCUCUUGCUCGAUCUGAUGGAGAUCUCUGGCAUGAGGCCAUUGUCUCUGAAUAUUGA
Messenger RNA from Pseudogymnoascus destructans, 399 nucleotides. RefSeq lists its product as uncharacterized. Bases 1 to 399 code for a protein of 132 amino acids. The transcript has a single exon. NCBI's taxonomy places the organism in Eukaryota, Fungi, Ascomycota, Leotiomycetes, Thelebolales, Thelebolaceae. The record is from RefSeq and is a predicted model, not a curated record.